Messenger RNA from Eucalyptus grandis, 1055 nucleotides. RefSeq lists its product as uncharacterized. The transcript has 6 exons. The record is from RefSeq and is a predicted model, not a curated record. Lineage: Eukaryota; Viridiplantae; Streptophyta; Magnoliopsida; Myrtales; Myrtaceae. The coding region runs from base 169 to 696 and encodes 175 amino acids.
GUCCCCUUCUCUCUCUCUCUCUCUCUCUCUCUCUCUCGGUGCGGUGCGCGUUUAGGCAAAGAUGUUCCAUUGAUGUCCGACGUCUCGCGGGGUCGGCAUUACAACAUCGGAGGACCGGCGUGUCAAACAAAGGCGCCGUCUUUUUGAUCAUCCAGCGGGCAAGUUCAAAUGGCUGGCGAAAACGGAGGAGGAGUAGAAUUGAAACAAGGGGAGGUGAAGGAGGGGGUGGCCUCCAUAGCUCUUCUUCCAUGCGGCUCCAUCUCAGGCCACUUCAUCCACCUCCCUCUUUCCGUCUGCUAUGGCCUCCACGGCACUGAAUUGGCGUGCGAAAGGGAAUGCAGCAGGGGAGAGGAUUACCGCCUGAUCAAGCUCUCCAUCACGGACUUCAAAACCAAACAAGAAGAGACUGUUGUGGUGGAGUGCAAAGGCCAUGAUGCUGCUCGGUUUCAUAGCAUAGAUCAUGCUCACGGCUGGGAUGAGGGCGUGACAGGUCUACUGGAGCAAGAACAUCAAAAGAGCAAGAUUGUGGUCUCUUUUGAGUGUGAGACCCUGAAAGCUGAGGAAGCAGCAGAGGACCAUAUCAAGAAGUUCAUGCCAAAAUUAAGUGGACUUGAUGCUGUUGUUAACAUUGGGCGAAUGAGGAUUGUGGGGUUGGACUUUGAUGCAGAAAAGUCCGAUUUGGAGCAGAAUGUGUGAUAUUCAUGGUGCACAUAUUUUGCUGAAGCUUCAUGCUUCCUUUGUUCUAGACAAGAGCAUGCUUUAACUGAUGAUAUGUUUUGCAAUUAUCUAUAUGAUUCAUCCAAUACAGUCAGUAUGCCAUUGGUUAUCCUGGUGAGAGAGUGUGAUACUUGUACAUGUGAGUAAUCAAAGCUUGGUUAUCAGCUACUCGAGUUCAAUUAGUUGUUAUGUAGCUCAAAGCUAAUAGAUAUAAGAAUACUUUGAGAUACUGGUUACAGUCGCAGAGGUUGUUUGCAAGACAUAAGUCAGUGGCAACUGUACUUUGAUUUAAUGGCAAGGCUAAUAUACCAGACAGAUCAUCAGAUCAACUUCAAGCA